Vicugna pacos (alpaca) is the source of this 2146-nucleotide messenger RNA. The record is from RefSeq and is a predicted model, not a curated record. NCBI's taxonomy places the organism in Eukaryota, Metazoa, Chordata, Mammalia, Artiodactyla, Camelidae.
AUGCCAGGGGCCAGACUUGCAGAUGCUAGCAAGUUACCCAACCUGAACGAACUUCUUCAGUCCUCCGGAGACAAGGACAAAUGGGCCUGGGACCUGGUGAGCUGGAUUUUAUCCUCAAAGGUCCUGACAAUUCACAGUGCAGGGAAGUCAAAGUUUGAGAAGAUCCAGAAGCUGACUGGUGCCCCUCACACGCCUGUCCCCAUACCGGACUUCCUGUUUGAAAUCGAGUACUCUGACCCAGCCAACGCCAAAUUUUAUGAGACCAAAGGAGAACGAGAUCUAAUCUACGCCUUCCACGGGAGCCGCCUAGAAAACUUCCAUUCCAUCAUCCACAAUGGCCUGCACUGCCACCUGAACAAGACAUCCUUGUUUGGGGAAGGGACCUACCUCACCAGUGACUUGAGCCUGGCCCUCAUUUAUAGCCCCCAUGGCCACGGGUGGCAGCGCAGCCUCCUCGGCCCCAUCCUUAGCUGCGUGGCCGUGUGCGAGGUCAUUGACCAUCCAGACGUCAAGUGCCAAACGAAGAAGAAGGAUUCCAAGGAGAUAGACCGCAGGAGAGCGAGAAUCAAGCACAGCGAAGGGGGCGACAUCCCUCCCAAGUACUUUGUGGUCACCAACAACCAGCUCCUGCGAGUCAAGUACCUGCUGGUGUACGCACAGAAGCAGCCCAAGAGGGCUUCAAGCCAGCUCUCCUGGGUUUCCAGCCAUUGGUUUACGGUCAUGAUAUCCCUGUAUCUGCUGCUGCUGCUCAUAGUGAGUGUCAUCAACUCCUCAGCUUUCCAGCACUUUUGGAAUCGUGCAAAGCGAUAAUCUUUCUGGGCCUGGUGUAGGGGCCACCUCAACCACGUGCCUUAGGACAGCUCGUCCCGUACCUCCCGUGCCCCACAUCCAGCCAGGCUGAGCCUGGGGGCCGGUUGGGGACCACAGGACAACGUUCACAUGCCAUAAAUGUAUCAAUUGCCUUUGAUGAUGCUCUCAGCCACACUCUGGUCAACAGGGGCUGCUGGCCCCUCACUCUUAGGUUUUGGGGGAGAUAUCCUGUCUGCUCCUUCCUAAACAAGUCUUAGGGAGGUGGUUUUUUUUUUUUUUUUUUUUUUUUUUUUUUUUGCCAGGGCCAAAGGAGAAGGUCCUGCUGCAUUUAAAAACAAAGUGUCCAAGCUGUCAGUGGGAUGUUUACAAUCGCUUCUGGCGGACAUUGGCCCUUUCUCUAAUGCCUUCUGGAAGGCGGAAAAUGUGUAGUGGGGACUAUAAAUCACUAGGCGGUUGCCUUGUUUUGACUUGAGACACCCAAGAGGAACAGUCAUGUUUCUCAUAAAAAUCGGUGGGAUCGUUUUGAAUUCCUUCAGGCUUUGUAUGUGAGUGCAAAACACUUCUCACAGUUUUCUCAAAUCAACAAACAGCGUUCUGCUGCAGCUGUAACCCCUCCACCCCAAUCACGGAUGAGAAAGGAAGGAGUCAGAGACCUGAAGAAAAAAUACGAACUUAACAAUGAGCAACUCAAGUCGUCUUUUUCUAAAAAUUACCAACUGCUGAUGACAGCUGAAAUGGAACCAAAUGUUUGUUUUCUGAUUUUUUUAUAUAUAUAUAGCUAUUUGACAAAUUCGUCUUUGCGAGCUGAGUAAAAGGGGAAAUUUCUAAACCUAGAGCACCAUUUGGCCAAUGUCCAUGGCCUCUUUCCUAGCCGUAUUUUAGAGAAAAGGACUUGAGCUGCAGGCCUGCCUCCUGCUCUCGUUCUCACGAAGCUGCCUUGAUCGCGGCCUGUCGGCCACAGUGCCGCACUGCAGGCCUUCUCCUCUGGGCGGCCGGCCUUUGAGAUAGAGGCCUCCCUUAGUGUGCCACAGAUGUGUGUGGCCUGAGCCUCCCUCACAGGGGUCACAGGGCUCUGGGACUCAGCCUGGGCUUUAAAUGUGCAGAAAAAGCCUCUGACUGCCCAGAGAGGGCGGUUCCACCUGCUGUAUCCUCUGCCCCUCCUUCCUGCCCCGUGUCAGCCCUCACGGAGCCCUGUCUGAUUUAGGGGGGAGAUUUCUGUAGAGAAGGUGGAAAGUCAUAUUUCUAUAAUUUGUAAAGUUGCGAAAAAGCCACUAUCGUGGUUUUUACAUUGAAUAUUGGAACAUUUCAAAAAUAAUAAAGGUAUUUUCCUAAUUUC